Molecule: messenger RNA, 1212 nt
Organism: Cicer arietinum (chickpea)
Lineage: Eukaryota; Viridiplantae; Streptophyta; Magnoliopsida; Fabales; Fabaceae
Product: reticulon-like protein B5
Biological process (GO): response to bacterium
Source: RefSeq, a predicted model, not a curated record
AUCAAAACCUCGUUAAACACAACACUAUAAAUACGCACACCGAGAAUCUCGCCCCUAACCACACUUCACUCGCUUCUAUACUCUCUCCCCAAAACCGAAAGAGAAAAUUAUAUCCAUUUUUGUACUAUUCCUAAGAUUUAGGGUUUUCGAAGAAAAAUGGCUGACGAAUCGGAAAGCACUGUGACGGCGGCGAGUGGUGAAACUUUGAUUGAAAAGAUCACAGAGAAGCUUCACUUUCACGAUUCCUCCGAUUCAGGUUCAAGUUCCGAUUCUGAGAAACCUGUUAUUUCCUCUGUUAAGGAUAAGGUUUUUCGCCUUUUUGGAAGGGAGAAGCCUGUUCAUUCCUUCCUCGGUGGCGGAAAGCCUGCUGAUGUGUUCUUAUGGAAAAACAAGAAGGUAUCUGCUGGUGCACUUGGCGCAGCGACUGCUUUUUGGGUGUUUUUUGAGCUGCUUGAAUACCACUUUCUUACUCUUGUAUCUCACAUUUUGAUUCUGUUGCUUGCGCUAUUGUUUUUGUGGUCUAAUGCUCAUACAUUUAUUCACAAGACUCCGCCUCACAUUCCAGUAGUUCAUCUUCCUGAGGAACCAUUUCUGCAAAUUGCAUCUGCGUUGAGAAUUGAAAUCAACCGUGGAUUUUCUGCCUUGCAUAAUAUUGGUUCUGGAAGAGAUUUGAAGAAAUUCCUCAUUGUUAUUGUCAGCUUGUGGAUUCUCUCAAUUGUGGGGAGCUGGUGCAAUUUCUUGACCUUGUUCUACAUAAGUUUUGUUUUGUUGCACACGGUUCCUUUCUUGUAUAAUAAGUAUGAGGAUAAGAUAGACCCUCUGGCCGAAAAGGCAUUCAUUGAGAUUAAAAAGCAAUAUGCAGUGUUCGAUGAAAAGGUCUUGAGUAAGAUCCCAAAAGGUGUGUUGAAAGGCAAGUUAGCUUAGUGUUUAAGAAUGUGUGCUCUCUCGAUAGAACAAAACAGGGAUCCACUUGGAUGAAUGUUUUUAUACAGAGCCUCGUUUCUUUUGCCAUAUACCAAUCCUUGUUUUGGAUUGUUUCUAGGUGGGUAUUGAUACUCGGGAAGAUGUAGUUUUAAAUUUUGCAUAUGUAUUUUAUUGGCUAUUGGCUUCAGUGUUGGACAUCUUGUAUUCCUUUCUUAGCUGCUACUGUAAGCUAAAAAUAUUUAUUAUGUUAAAGUUUUUUUAUUAUAAUAUUUGGGUUUUUCAUCAGUU